This is a messenger RNA of Morchella importuna, 396 nucleotides long. RefSeq lists its product as uncharacterized. The transcript has a single exon. The record is from RefSeq and is a predicted model, not a curated record. The coding region runs from base 1 to 396 and encodes 131 amino acids. Lineage: Eukaryota; Fungi; Ascomycota; Pezizomycetes; Pezizales; Morchellaceae.
AUGUUUUUUGCAACACCGCAUCAAGGUCUUGAUGUAGAUACGCUCCUCGAGAUUGUGCAGGACGAGUCAAGGGGACCGUUUUCUAAGACAGAAUUUAUCCAGCAGUUGAGGGAGAGCUCAAAUUUCCUUAAUACACAGCGGGAGAAUAUAACAAACAUUCCCGGCCUUCCAGAUCACCGAGGAGAUAGUUUUGGCGGUGCUGCGGUCUUCCGGGAGGAAAAAGGCGGAAGCUUUAGAGUUUCUGCUAUCAAACUUUCGGGACAUCCAAAUCACGGAGGCAGUGGUGGCAGCGGCGCUCACUUGUUAUCCGAGGCUGAAGAAUUUCGGAUUGCGGUUUUCAAAUUUCCCGGACUUCCAGAUCACCGAGACUAUGAUAGUGAUUGCGUCGAUGUGUGA